AUGGAUUUCAGACGAUUGACUGUCUUUCUAAGAACGGGAUAUGGCUUGGACCAUUCCAACAACGCAAACGACAAGGACAGUGCUCCUCUACUUAAUGAUGUGGAGCGAAAGUUCUACGAUGAUAGCGGGCCGUUAGACCUCGGGCUUCCUAAGAUUUCUGCAACACUUUAUGCGACUCGUAAAAUCUUCACGCUAGUCGAUAGUAAUCUUGAACUUUGCUACCAUUAUAUACAUAGCGUGGAUCUAGAAGGAAGAAGACCCUACUAUUCCUUGUUUACCGUGUUUGAGAGACCUGGACUUCCAUUAUCUGAGAUUGCUGUGUCUUAUUCCCCACAGAUAGGAUUAGCUGAGGUUAAGACAAUAAGUGCUGAGGCAAUCUUAGGUAUUUGUGCUCUUAGCGCUGCAGGCUUUGAUUGUUCUUUAAUACAGGUAGAAGAUAUCACGAUCUCGGCAAGCGAUGGGCAAGUCAAAGUAGCGUACGAUCGGUCAAUAGUGCUGGAAAGUAUCGAAAACAAUGCUAGUGCUUUUGGAACCAUGCUUGAAGAUCUUACGUCUCGCGUUCUAAGCCCUUGGAUCCUCCAGCAGAGUGAUGGCCUUCUCACAUUCAUCUGA
Bipolaris maydis ATCC 48331 is the source of this 612-nucleotide messenger RNA. The record is from RefSeq and is a predicted model, not a curated record. Lineage: Eukaryota; Fungi; Ascomycota; Dothideomycetes; Pleosporales; Pleosporaceae.